GAGGAGGAGGAGGAGAGGCAGCGAGCACAUGGAGCAGGCGAGCGGGCAGCCCGAGCUGCCGUUGUCGCUGCUGUACGCGGGGGUCACGGUGGUGCUGGGUGCCGCGGUGAUCCACCGCCUCCUCAGGCAGGAGCUGCAGGUGGGAGUGCGGGCUGCCCUCAGCUUGUUGCUGCUCCUGCUCGCCGAGUGGGUGUGCUUCGUGGCGCUGCCUGGUUACCCCGGCCUCUGCAUCUUCUCGCUGGCCUGUCUGCUCAGUUACUGCACGUUGCCGGACAGUGAGCUGCUCUCUGUCCAGGACAAGGCCGUUCUAAUCACAGGAUGCGAUUCUGGAUUUGGAUUUGCCCUGGCCAAAUACCUCGAUAAACUGGGCUUCACUGUUUUUGCUGGAGUUCUGUAUUUAGAUGGACCUGGUGCUAAGGAUUUAAAGACAAGUGGCUCAAACAGACUUAUGGUGCUGCAACUGGAUGUCACCAGUUUGGAACAAAUCACUAAAAGCUACGCACAAAUAAAAUCUCAGCUCAAAAACAGAGGACUUUGGGCUUUAGUGAAUAAUGCGGGUAUCCUAGAAUUUGUUGCUGAUGCAGAACUUCUUCCAAUGAGUACUUACAAGCGUUGCAUGGACGUGAACUUCUUCGGAGCUGUGGAACUCACUAAAAUGUUCCUUCCAUUACUCCGCCAAGCAAAAGGCAGACUGGUUAACAUCUCAAGCAUGGCAGGAACUACACCACUGCUAGGGUUUGCAGCAUAUGGUGCCUCAAAAGCUGCACUUUCUAUGUUUUCCAAUGUUUUGAGACAAGAACUUGCCAUCUGGGGAGUCAAAGUGGCUACCAUCCAGCCUAGUGGUUUCAAAACAGGUAUAUUUGGUACCUCAGAUCAGUGGAGCAACCAACACACACAAGUUAUGCAGCAGCUCUCUCCUGUUGUUAGAAAAGAUUAUGGUGAAAACUACAUAAUUGCAUUCAGAGGAAAGUAUGGUAAAUGGCAGGCUAGUUUGCAAGAUGAACUACAACCUGUUCUUAAUGAUAUCUCCAUUGCACUGAUAGCAAAAAACCCCAAGAGCCACUACUCUCCUGGAACAGCAGCUAACUUUCUUCCAUUCAUCUAUCGCCACCUUCCCACCCACUUGUCUGAUUUUAUUUUUUAUCACUUAUUCAAAUCAGGUCAGGAUGUACCAGAUGGAGUAAAAGAAAUUAGAUAGUAAGCAUUCUGAGUUAGCACUGACAGCUAAUUUGUACAGGCAUUAGUCAACUAACAAAUUCUAUCUUGAAAACUUCUUGUAUUGAUUACUCAGAUGUACAAAUAUUCAGAGAUAAGGUUUUCUGUAUUGAUCCAAGAAUAAGCAUUGUACACUUGUAAAGCUUGAUGUCUGAGUGAGCAUUUAUUUUCCAGAAUCAUUCAGCAGCAAUAUUGCAAAUUUUUACACUCAAUAGAAUGAACUAUUUAUAAUCAAAAGAGCAACUCCAGUUGACACAGCACAAAGAAAGGAAAUUCUUUCACAGUGUAAGAAUCCUUCAUUGAGAUCUAUUAAGAUACCACUUCAUUUAAUGGCUUCAGUUAUUCUUUUAACUCUGUUUCACUGUGCCAUAGUGUCACAUGAGUUAUUGUGACUGUUCGAGACAUUUCAUAAAAGGAGUGGCUAAAUGCAUCAUUAUGCAGAAUGCGUCAUUUCAGUGUUGCUGAUAAAAGACACGUUUGUUGAAGAUUUUCAUCUUGUAUUCAUUUGAACAAUUUGCCGAAAAUACCAAAGUAAAGGGGAUCGGAUUGAAACUGUCAGAAUACUGAGAUAGAGUGGAUGUGGAGAAGAUGUUUUUACCAGUAUGAGAGGCUAAGACCCAAAGGCACAGCCUCCGAGUGAAAGGACCAUUCUUUAGAACUUAGAUGAGGUGGCAUUUCUUCACAGAGGGUAUGAAUCUGUGGAAAUUGUUGCUGCAAAGGGUUUGGAGGCCAAGUCUUUGUAUUUAAAUCGGAGACAGAUAGAUAGGAUUGUGAUGAGUAAGUUGAGAAAGGGUUAUGGGGAGAAGGCAGGAAAAUAGGGUUGAGAAACAUAUCAGCCAUGAUCGAAUGGUGGAGCAAAUUCGA
This is a messenger RNA of Chiloscyllium plagiosum (whitespotted bambooshark), 2079 nucleotides long. RefSeq names its product hydroxysteroid (17-beta) dehydrogenase 2 (gene hsd17b2). The record is from RefSeq and is a predicted model, not a curated record. Gene Ontology annotation, cellular component: intracellular membrane-bounded organelle. Gene Ontology annotation, molecular function: oxidoreductase activity. NCBI's taxonomy places the organism in Eukaryota, Metazoa, Chordata, Chondrichthyes, Orectolobiformes, Hemiscylliidae. Gene Ontology annotation, biological process: steroid metabolic process.